AUGGGCUCCAUUCAAGAGCAGAAGAUCAAAAUAGCCAUCGUAGGCGGCGGAAUAGCAGGUCUCGCUCUUGGUGCUGGUCUGGCGAAGAAGUCACACAUCGAUUAUCACAUCUAUGAGUCUGUUCCAGAGUACAAGGAUGUAGGCGCUGGCCUGGCAUUACACAUGAACGCCAUCAAGGCAAUGGCGCUCAUAGGACCCGAAGUAAAACAAGCAUACUUCGACAAAGCGCUAGAGAUGGGAGAGGAGGACCAAGUGAUGUCCACAGAAGUCAUACUCGCACAAGGACCACAUCAAGGCACACUGGUCGCAGAACUUGGCAAAGCGAAGGGCAGGAAGACGGUCAGUCGAGCCGAUCUGCUGGAUGGAUUACUAGAGCUCGUACCCAAGGACCGCAUAACCUUCAACAAACGUCUCGAAAGCAUAGACAGCUCUGACUCCGGCUCAACAAUCACCUUCAAAGAUGGCAGUACCGCACAGGCAGACUGCAUACUGGGGUCAGAUGGUGUCCACAGCAUAACCCGCAAAUAUAUCCUCGGCGCCGACCAUCCAGCAGCCGAACCAGUAAACCACGAAGGCUGGCAGGUUUAUCGUACGAUGGUCUCCGCUGACUUCGCAAAGCAACACAUCAACCCGAAGUGGACUCAAACCGUCCCUAUCUUGCUCGGACCAAGAGGCCACGUGAACUGCAUCCCACUGAACAAAGGCACUCGAUUAUCUGCCGGAGUCGCAGUCCGAGGAGCUAAGUUCGCCGAAGGUGGCAAAGCUCCCGAUCUCGAUCCGGAGCUUUACAAAGAUUACAGCGAGGAUGCUCAGAAAAUCGUCCGGAUGGUGGCGAGAGACACCAGCGCUUCUUGGACAGCUGCAGAUCAUGACCAUGCCGAGACGUACUUCAGAGGCCGUGUAGCAAUGUUCGGCGAUGCUGCGCACGCUAGUAUGCCGUUCGCUGGUAAUGGCGCGGCACAAGCGCUUGAAGACGCAGCAGUGUUGGAUUGUUUGUUCGGGAAACUCGAAUCGGUUGAGCAGCUCGAAGCUCUCUUCUCGGCCUACGACACUGUCCGACGGCCUCGAUCACAGGCUGUGGUUGAUCUAGCGCGGAAGUUCGGACGGGUCUAUGCUUACGCGGAAGAGGGCAUGCAUGAGGAUCCGGUCAAGAUGAAGCAGUUUUUCGGUGGUGCGGCGGCGUUCACGAAUAAUGCCGAUUUGCAGAAACAAAAUGAUGAUGCUGUGGAAUUGUUUGAAGCUGCUGUCAAGGCUGCGAAGGGGGGCGCGGAUACUGGCGUCGCUGAUACGAGCGUUGAGAUCGUUUAA
This is a messenger RNA of Recurvomyces mirabilis, 1308 nucleotides long. RefSeq lists its product as uncharacterized. The coding region runs from base 1 to 1308 and encodes 435 amino acids. The transcript has a single exon. Lineage: Eukaryota; Fungi; Ascomycota; Dothideomycetes; Mycosphaerellales; Teratosphaeriaceae. The record is from RefSeq and is a predicted model, not a curated record. Gene Ontology annotation, molecular function: FAD binding. Gene Ontology annotation, biological process: secondary metabolite biosynthetic process.